AAAAAAAAAAAAAAAAAAAAAAGUCGAGGAACGCGACCUCUUCACAACGACGAAGAGGCGACGACGACGAAGAAGAAGUGCUUCGUUUCGAUCCAAUUCUCUCCAUUGAACGAAUCGGGCGAAGCAAACCCUAGUCAUCGCCAAGAUGAGUUUCCUCUUCGGGAAGAAGAAAACCCCGGCCGAACUGCUGAGGGAGAAUAAGAGAAUGCUGGAUAAAUCAAUUAGGGAGAUAGAGAGGGAGAGACAAGGGCUUCAAGCGCAGGAGAAGAAGCUCAUCGCGGAGAUUAAGAAAACCGCCAAGCAAGGCCAGAUGGGAGCUGCAAAAGUAAUGGCAAAGGACCUUAUCCGCACAAGACAUCAGAUCACAAAGUUUUACGCACUCAAAUCACAGCUCCAAGGUGUCUCUCUUAGAAUUCAGACAAUGAAAUCGACUCAAGCGAUGGGAGAAGCCAUGAAGGGCGUGACGAGGGCGAUGCGACAGAUGAACAGACAGAUGAACCUUCCGGAAUUGCAGAAGAUAAUGCAAGAGUUUGAGCGACAAAACGAGCAGAUGGAAAUGGUUAGUGAGGUCAUGGGGGAUGCAAUUGAUGAUGCUUUGGAAGGAGAUGAGGAAGAGGAAGAAACUGAAGAGCUCGUGAAUCAAGUGUUAGAUGAAAUUGGUGUUGAUGUUAAUGCAGAGCUUGUGAAGGCCCCUUCAUCAGCAGUAGCCCAACCAGCUGCAGCUGCAAAAGUUGCUCAAGCUGAAGCAGCUGGAACUGGAGAGAGCGGAAUAGAUAACGAUCUACAAGCUAGAUUAAAUAAUCUGAGGAAAAUGUAAUGUGCUGCAUUGUAUAGUGUAUUGAUGGGAGUAUACAAAGAGAAUUUACAGAGUUUGUUUGCUGAUAUAUUGAUUACAAAGGAUAUCAUAAUAUUGUGAAACUUUAUUGUUCGAUAUUUUUUGCAGUGUGUGUAAGAAAUACAUAUAUCAAGAGCUUGUCAUAUGUCCCAUUUGUUCA
Messenger RNA from Ananas comosus (pineapple), 995 nucleotides. RefSeq names its product vacuolar protein sorting-associated protein 2 homolog 1-like. Bases 146 to 817 code for a protein of 223 amino acids. Gene Ontology annotation, cellular component: multivesicular body; ESCRT III complex. Lineage: Eukaryota; Viridiplantae; Streptophyta; Magnoliopsida; Poales; Bromeliaceae. The record is from RefSeq and is a predicted model, not a curated record. Gene Ontology annotation, biological process: protein transport; late endosome to vacuole transport; endosome transport via multivesicular body sorting pathway. The transcript is spliced from 5 exons.